GAUGGCAAGGAGCGGAGAGACGAGGUUUCCUGAUAUCCUGGCUAUUCUCCUCGUCGAGUGUAUCUUGUCGACUACUGUGGUUGUUCUGAGACUUAUUACGCGGUUUGCAAUUAUUCGGAAGCGGGUCCCGAUGAUUACAUGAUUGCUGUUGCUCAGGUUAUGGCCAUCGGAGCUGGUGUUAUAAUUGGACUUGAGGCCAAAUUUGGAAUGGGCAAACAUGUUUGGACUGUUCCUGAGGAGAAUCUCACCCCCUACUUCCAAUCGCUCUACGCCAGCAUUCUCGUCUAUAAUGGCGCGCUGACCUUGGUCAAAAUCUCCAUUCUGCUUCAGUACCGCCGAAUUUUCGCAACGCCAGGAAUGCAACGAGCCACAACAAUUGGCCUUGUUAUCAUCGCCGCCUGGGGAUUCACAGUUACCAUGAUGCUGUCAAUGCUCUGUGUGCCCAUCCAAGCUCUCUGGGAUCAUGCCGUGCCGGGCCAUUGCUUGCCUCUCCUCCCAGCAUACUACGCCCCGGCAUGUAUCAAUAUUGCAACCGACUUUGGCACCUGGGUUCUGCCUUUACCCAUUAUCAAGUCGCUGCAGCUACCACGUAGACAGAAGGUCAUGCUCUUGUUCAUCUUCGGCCUCGGCUUCUUCACCUGCAUCAUUUCUCUCGUACGUCUCUCUGCACUCAAAACAGCAACAAAACUAUCAGAUCCAACGUGGAACAAUACAGAUGCGGCAACUUGGUCAUACCUCGAGCUUAGCAUGGCGAUUCUCGCGGCAUGCCUGCGAAUACUGCGAACAUUGGCGAUCAAGUUCAUUCCCGGUUUUAUUUCUGGCUCUUCCGAACAGUCUCCGCCGAACUCAAAUGGCUACGUACGCCAAGGACCAGCAAAGCAUUCGGCCUGGGUUCCUGCGAAAUUCUCGAGGCCAUCCGAAACAAAGGGAACAGUCUCAACCGAAGCAGAAAGCACAGAGAACUUGCAUGGUUCCAUGUAUAAUUUGCAGUCUAUCCCACCACAUAAGAUUGCCGUAGAAAGGGAAUACACUGUGAGGACAGCGGCUGCCGUCUGAGGCAGAUGAUGAAAGAGAC
Messenger RNA from Hyaloscypha bicolor E, 1075 nucleotides. RefSeq lists its product as uncharacterized. Lineage: Eukaryota; Fungi; Ascomycota; Leotiomycetes; Helotiales; Hyaloscyphaceae. The coding region runs from base 139 to 1056 and encodes 305 amino acids. The transcript is spliced from 5 exons. The record is from RefSeq and is a predicted model, not a curated record.